This is a messenger RNA of Haliotis rubra (blacklip abalone), 756 nucleotides long. RefSeq lists its product as uncharacterized. Lineage: Eukaryota; Metazoa; Mollusca; Gastropoda; Lepetellida; Haliotidae. The record is from RefSeq and is a predicted model, not a curated record. The transcript is spliced from 6 exons. The coding region runs from base 80 to 697 and encodes 205 amino acids.
CCCAUGAUAACAUACAUUCAGUAAUAUAGCCUUGUCAGUGUCAGUAGAUCCCAGUUGACCGGAGCACCACAUCACAACCAUGACGGGUAUAGCAGGCGACAGAAACAACAUUGCUAAUGGGAUUCUCUCUGGAAUUGUGCUGGGAUGUGGGAUCGUUUUCAGCGCUUUGGCGGCUGUGAUUAUAAAAAAAAUCAUCUCACUUGAGAACCUACCUUCAGACGAAGGCUCACUGACCACAUUGUCUACUUUGCCUGUGUGGGCUUUGGGAUUUGCUUACAUUGUACCGGGACUGAUGGGGCUUGUUGCAACAUUCGUCAAAGCAAAAGGAAUGUACAUCACCCAUAUGGUGUUCUCUAUCAUCACGCUUCUCGCCAUGGGAAUCUUCUUCGUCCUUGGAAUAAUCAGCAUCGCCGCCCUAGCUGAACUGAAUGUAAAUGUACCUCAGUGCAUUCCUCCAGACACCGGAUGUGACAUUCCAUCAAGUCUGUAUUCCAUGUGUAUCAGCGUGAUAGUUUUCAUUAUCUUGGGAUGGAUCUUCACCCUCGUCACUACCAUCCUGUCGGGAAUCCUCGCCUGUCGAAAUGAGAAUAACGCGCAUUUGGUAUACAUGCAGAAUGUGCCGCCAUCAAUGACUACCGUGGCAGUUACCUCAGCAGCCAGUUGCUAUUCUAACCCUAACUAUCCCACGAAAUAUUAGUCACAAUGACGUCACGACGUUGACGUUCAAUCGCAAGACUUGCGUGGGAACUUCCAAAA